AUGGACAAGAGAGGUUUAGAUCAUCGCCUAGUGAUCGAUGCUGCUAUUCAAUUAGACCUUAUUGCCAAAGUGCGUGGAGUUUCUAGUGCUGAAAUAUUUUUCCUAAGGCGAAACAGAAUGAGAGAAAAGGCCGAAUCUUUGAUUGAUGAAAUGAGAGAUAAAGGUCAUGUCACGCAUGCACUUCCAUUUAAUGUGAUGAUGACUCUCGAUCUAUAUGAACAUCAAGGAGAUCUGCUGAUAAAGAGGGAAAGGGUAUUUGAGCAAAUGAGAUCGGAUAGGAGUAUGGAUCGAAUCUACAACCUUUUGCACAAAACAAAAGGCGAAGGUUCCACUCAGACUGCAAAAAUUAUCGGUCCCGGCCACACAUUAUUACUUACGUUAGAACUGAGUAGAGAGCAUAUCUUUAAAGAAUUGAAGUUGACUGUGGAGAAUCAUCGUGAGAAGGGUUAUGCACAGGAGAGAGCGUUUGUGCAAAAAUACAAUGGAUCAAUCAUGAAAUUUGCAACCAGACAUAAGAAAAUUGUUGUUAUUACCCUGUACCAAGUGAGCAAUAAGCCCAGCACAAAGGCAAUGCAAGGUUUGUGGCCUGGAAUGAGGCUAAAAAGGUUGCAGACUGCAUCUGUUAUUGCAGCACCAGGAUUAAACAUUGAGGCAUAA
Messenger RNA from Dovyalis caffra, 657 nucleotides. NCBI's taxonomy places the organism in Eukaryota, Viridiplantae, Streptophyta, Magnoliopsida, Malpighiales, Salicaceae. The record is from the annotation of a GenBank genome assembly.